UAUGUUUCCCAUGGCGGCCUGUAAGAGGUUUUGCUCAUCGAAAGCGCAAAACUCCAAUGAAUAUUCGCAUAAAAAUCACGGGAAUAGUACCAGGAAUGGAUACCAGAGUAAUGUGGAAUCCCUACUCAAUAUUAGUGCAAAAGUUGUCGCGGAAAAUAUUCCAUUUCAGCGAAUCGAAGAACGUUAUGACAGAAUACCAGAACCAGUACAGAGUCGGAUAGUUUAUUGGUCGUUCCCACGGAAUGAAAGGGAUAUUUGCAUGUAUUCAUCCUAUGCAAACUGCACGAACAAGGACAACUGUGAAAGCCAAAAAUUGCCUUUUUAUCAGGGAAUAAAACUUCUUGACAACAGUGCGGUGGAGAGCGUGCUUCAAAUCGGCUUCCAUCUUAGUGGCACAGUAACAGAACCCGCCAAUCCUUUAUACUCUGAGCCAGAGAAGAAGUAUCCAGUGUCAAUAAGUUUUGACAGAUGUAAAAUAACCUCGGUGAAAUGUGGCUGUGGGAACAAGGAUAUCUUCUGGUGCCAGCAUGUUGUCGCUCUGUCCCUAUACAGGAUCCGCAAAGCAGAUAUGGUGCAAUUGCGAGUGCCUAUUUCCGAAACACUACUUCAGAUGAAUCGAGAACAACUGCAGAAGUUUGCCCAGUAUCUGAUAGCAGAGCAUCACACAGAUGUGCUACCCACAGCCCAAAAGAUUGCAGAUCAAAUACUGCAGUCAUCUUCAGAAAUCAACAGGCUUCCAGGAGCACCAGACCCAACUGCUGGGGCAUCAGUUGAUGAUGACAACAGUUGGCAUCUGGAUGAGGAUCAGGUGCGGGAACAAGUGCGAUCCUUUCUCUCACAGGGUGGAUAUCUCAACUCCUGUAAUCAACUCAACUCCAUGUUUGCAAAGGUACGAGAAAUGCUGAGAGCACGAGAUUCCAAUGGUGCGAGGAUGUUGACAUUAAUAACAGAACAAUUUUUGGCGGAUCCUCGUCUAGCGGUCUGGAAAACACAGGGAACACCCAUGUCGGACAAGUGUAGACAACUCUGGGAUGAGCUUGGUGCAUUAUGGGUGUGUGUUGUGCUCAAUCCCCGGUGCUAUUGUCACGAGAAGGAGCAGUGGCGAGAGUUGUUAGAACAGUGGACGUCUAACAGCGUGUGUCCACUGGAGGAUGCUGAUGGUCGACAUGUUGUAGACAUUCCACAGACCAGAGGUCUCCUUCAAGCCAUUGGAAGUGACAAUUCCUCAAUGCGCCCACGACCUCGCACAGUCUUCCAGCAUGCCCUAGAAGCGUGUCGGCUGACCUGGCACCACCCACACCUACAAGCAGUGAUCAGUCAGGGAUUCGGCCAUCGCCGGGACACUUCUCAUCCUCUGCUUUUUGAUGAUCAGGGACAGCCAUUAUGGAAAGAGCAUUUGCCCACAGCCUGUGCAAGAGUGGAUGCCUUGCGAUCUCAUGGGUAUGCUAAGGAAGCCUUACGAUUGGCUGUUGCCAUAGUAAGAACGAUGAAACAGGAACAACGCUUUAAUCAAGAAAAAUAUGCUGAUCUCCAGAGAGAUAUAGUGUCUGCUAAUCCUUCUAUGUCAACAUGCGGGUCACGUUCCCAGACCACUGUCAGUUCCACUGGAUGGGUGGGGCACCCGCUCAACCCCAUCAGUGUUCUGUUUGACACCCUGCUGGAACCCUGCAUUAUACGGGAUGAAAAUACUGCAGACUGGAAUGCCCGCAUGUACAACAGCGAGAGUCAGACAUCCAGCCCUAUGCGGUAUCAACACAUGUCUGAGGGUCUGAUGUCAGGAGAAACCUACCUCACUCUGGCAGUCGAGGCUGUCCUAAUGGGUCUCGGACAGCAGCGCAUCAUGCCGUCGGGUCUGUACACUCAAGAUAAAGCGUGCAAGCAGGAGGAGCGUCUGCUGAGCUGGCUCCAGAACAUUCCUCUCGACCCUGUUCUAGCCAAGGUCAUUCAGAAACAAGCUACCAUGCUUCUAGAAGGUGGUCCGAUGAGUGGUCUGGGUAUUGGUAUUCACCCCGAGAGCUACCCGAUGCACACAUUUGCACGCUUCCUCUUUUCUAGUCUCCUGGGAGUUGAUGUUCAAUUGGCGUACUUGGUGGGCAUGAGAGCAAUGAGACUACCAGUGUUGGAGAACACGGAUGAAGUGAACUUGGACAAUGGCUUGAACAAUGUCGGGUCUGCCAUUUUGAGUCGAUUUCCUCGAUGGUUUAUUCUCAGUCAUGUUGAAGCUCACCAGUGUGAACUGGCUUCCACUCUACUAGCUGCAUCCAAAAGUGACACUGGACGGUUGCGCCGAGUUCUAGAAUGCGCACAACAGCACAUCCACAGCUCAUCUCAGCUGUUCAAGCUAGCACAAGAUGCAUUCAAAAUAGCCACACCGUCAGAUGGUCCAAAACACAUGCCGGCACUCAAUGCAGCAUUUGAGCUUGGUUUACAGGUGAUGCGUAUGACCUUGAUGACUCUCAACUGGCGCCGACGUGAGAUGGUGCGGUGGUUGGUAACGUGUGCCACCGAGGUUGGUGUACAAGCUCUCAUUUCCAUUAUGCAGAACUGGUUCCAGCUGUUUGCUCCGAUUGAGGCCACAAGUACUGUUGCUACAACAGUAGUUUCUCGCGCGACGAUGGAUCAGCUUAAUUUGUCAUACCAGCAACAUGAGGAGCUUGCUACCUGUGCUCGGAGUCUCGCACUGCAGUGUGCCACGAAGGAUCCACAAAACUGUGCUCUGUGUGCACUCACACUGUGUGAAAAGGAACCAGUUGCCUUUGAAACGGCCUAUCAGAUAGUAAUUGAUGCAGCAUCGCAUGUGAUGAACUCGAUCCAGCUGUUCACUAUUGCACGCUACAUGGAACACCGAGGUUACCCACAUCGAGCUUACAGACUGGCGCUGUUGGCCAUGAAGAAUCUUCAUCUGGCCUACAACCAGGAUACCCACCCUGCUAUUAAUGACAUUCACUGGGCUUGUGCCCUCAGUCACUCACUGGGCAAGACGGAGCUGGCCAACAUGCUCCCUCUGUUGGUUAAAAAUGUGCAGUGUGCCACAGUUCUGUCAGACAUUCUCAGACGGUGCACGUUGACUGCUCCAGGCAUGGCCAGUACUGACGGGAAACGACGCACCAUCAAACUGUUGUCAUACGAUAAGCAACCACUCCGUCAGUUGAUGGAAGCUACAAUAUAUGCCUACAUCAACACCACGCAUUCCAGGCUGACGCACAUUAGUCCACGACACUACGGUGACUUCAUCGAGUUUCUCACCAAAGCACGGGAGACAUUUGUCUUGGCUCAGGACGGGCACAUUCAGUUUGCUCAGCUCAUAGAGAACAUGAAACUAGUUUACAAAGGAAAGAAAAAACUCAUGUACCUCAUUAAGGAGCGCUUUGGUUUAUGAGAAUAACUCCAAAUCUACCUGCGUGUGUGUAUAUGUUUGUGUGAUGUCAGCUGACCUGUGGUCAAAUCAUGUCCAACCUCAUCAGUGCUACAUUUUUUUUUUCAUUAUGAACUUGGGUGCUUUAAUGUGUGAUUUCAUGCAAUAAAUGACUUGCAGUAUAAAGAUGAAUAGAAAUAAUGCAUGAGAAAUUAUUGUGUUUUAUAUGAUUAUUUGUAUGUUUAUUUCAUUCUUUACUUACUGUGUGAUGUAUUUGAUAAUGAAAAUAAGAACACUGGAUGAGAAAUGUUUGCCAAACAUUCAUAGUCUUCAAGCGCCAUAAUGUAUUGUCUCAUUUUCAUCACUGAUCAUCGCAAUAUGGAUCAUUGUCAACUCAGGAAUGCAAUAAUUUGAUCACCCAAAUGCUGUCAUUACUUUGUGAUUUUCUUUUUUACUAUCCGAGCAUGGUGUACAAGUUAACAAUUUUUUUCACAGUUUGAUUUUUGAUAGUUGAAAUGUGCUACAUUUUUGUUGUAAAUGCCGUAAAUAGUUUGUGAUUCUGAUUACUUUGGCAAAUAUACUGUUUCCAGUGGCAAUAAUAUUCCAAAAAAUAAUUUCAUAUUGUAUAACAAUUACGAUAUGAACAAAAUAAUAAUUGGGUAAGUGUGUCCAAGAAUAUACAUGUAUCUCACAACAAAUGAUAAAAUUGCAUAAUUUGGUCAUACAUUUUUUUAUUUAAUCUAUAAAAGAUGUUAUUAUUGUAGCCAUUAUAUUCAUGUGUCGCCAUCCAUGUAAUAUUUACAUUAAUGUGCAUGUUUAGUUGAAAACUCUCCCAGAAAUUAUAAUGCUUGCUUGGAGUAGGAAGGCAAGUAUUCUUAAAAUCUCUAACCCAAUAUUUACAUUUUUAUCCACAUAAUUUGGUAUUUUUUUAAAGUUAAUAUUUUUUAAAAUCAUAUUGAGCAUUCAUAUGUAAGGGAACAGGCUUUAAUUUUUGUCUAUUUCAAGAACAAAAAGUAGAUCUAUCCAUUUGAACUACUUGAAUUCAUCAUCCACCAUGUUUGUUUUACACUUGAAAAAUUUAUUAGAACCAACAAUGUAUUUUUAUUUUUUUUCAAAGUUUAAAAAAGAAUUGCCUCUUCCCACCAACCUAGUGAUAAUUUCUGGAACAGCUUUCAGGUCUUUGAAAACUCCGUUAUUCCUAUCAUGGCAUCUUGACCGGUACCUUGAUGACGAGUUUAGAUGGUAAUACUGUAUGAUCUAAAGCUGCAUCAUUUCACAUAUUCUUGAUUGUUUUGUAGCCACCUGUUCUGUGCUGGUGCAGAUAUGAUAGGAAGGGUUGGGCUUUGUGUAAUCAUUGGGUUUACUGUGAAUAGAAUACUUGCUACAGGUAGCAGAACAUUUCCACCUUAAUAUUGACAGGUUUUUUCUUGUCUGUCUAUCUCUUUACUUGAUUUUUUGUUUAUUCAAUUGGCCAGUGGUGAGAUAAAAACAUUGAAAGUUAUUGAGCAGGAACUUGAGAUAACAUUUCAAGUAAUCCCCAACUGCAGUAGCUGAUGACUCGGCAGUGUUUUACCUCCAUUGAUUGUUGUUUUCAGUAUAAUAUUACAGUUAUCAUUUUGUUUAGUGCUAAAGUGUUUUUCUUGUGGGGUUUUCUUUAAUAUGUAGUUAUAUUAUUUAUUAUUUUGUAGCUAUUGUGUGUUGAGGUCAUAGUGUUGUCGUUAAAGGUUGUUGCAUGCUCAAUUGUUGGGAUUGUUUGAGACCUGAAAACAAAAUUCAAAUCUUUUCUGACUGACUGGUGAUCAUGCAUUGAAUCACAGGGUUACUUUUUUUUUUACAAAAGAUUGAAUUGUAAAUGAUAAACUUUUAUAUUUUUAUUGUAUACAUGAUAAAGUUUGUAGCCUCAGGACUUGUUUACUACAAUAAUAUUUCAUGAAAGAUUAAAAACAACCGAUCUUCAUAAUUCAUUGAAAUAUGCUGUGGUGAUCUAUUAUGAAUAAUUUAGAAAUUGAUCAAGUAUUCACAUAAAAAUGCAGGGUAUGUUUAUUUUUCCUUAUCUGGCAUCUUUGUGCUCAUACAGCUUUAACGUCAUUUAAUUAUAGCAUAAUUUGAAUUUUAAAAAGCAAGUAAUUGAAAUAUAUAAUAAAGUAAGCAUAAAUACAAACAUUUUAACUGUCAUUGAUGGUCAUAGUUGUUUGCAUUCACAGAUAAACAGUGCUCGUAUAUAAUUUAAGAAUGAGUAUCAUCGACUGUGUGGAAUAGCAAUGUAUGUCAUAUCCAUAUAGAAAGUUAUCCAUCUCACAUUUAAAACCUAUGAAAGUUAUUUUAACUCCUUACGUCUGGAUCUUGUUCAUUUAAAUGCAAGUAGCCCAAAACCCCAUUCAUAUAGUCUGUCAUUAAUAGUAAAAUGUAACUGAGAAGAAACGAACAUGUCUAGAUUACUGUAUUAAUUAUGACAAAUGUGACAUUUAAAAAGUUUAUUAAAUGUAUGCCAUAGAACACACAUUAAUUACUAGUGAAGUCAGUUAAUGAACUGUAAAAGGGCAACCUUUAGUUUAUGAUCACCUUACUAAAGUGACCAUUUUUGACAGGUUUAACUAUAUUUUAGUCCUAACGGGUAUUCAUAUAAAAUAUUUUUAAAAAGACAUUAUAUAUGAUUAGAUAUUUUAUACUGUGUGCACACAAAGAAUGUGAAGUUAUUUGAUUACUAAUUGACUUUGAUUAGAUGUAUUGUUGUUAUAAAGCAUGAUUACACUCAUUAUCAGCUGCAGAGAUAAGAUGGUUCAAGCACACAUGGCUAGCAAAUUGUUGUUAUAAAGCAUGAUUACACUCAUUAUCAGCUGCAGAGAUAAGAUGGUUCAAGCACACAUGGCUAGCAAAUUAUACCUCAUGGUUUUGUCCAUUUUUCUUUCAUGUCUUUGUCUCUUGUAUAUCUGUGCUGAAGUAGACUUGAAUUAGAAAAUAAGUGUAUUUAAGCAUUAUGAAUGGUAAGCAAUUUCAUUUCACUAUUUGAACUAUUCAUUAUAACCACAAAACUCGUCACAUAAUUUCAUUCUUCAUAAUGUAUUAAUUGAUGAUUCUAUAAUAGGCUUACAGAUUCCCACUCCAUUUCCUCACAGGGACUUGUGUCUUUGCUAGAGAUGAGGGGAAUGUGUCUUACAUGUAUACAUUUAUUUUUAUACAUGUUGAUAGAUGCAUGCUGUUUCACCUCUAGCAAUGUUAUAUCCCUAUGCCUUUCCUUGUGUGUGUUAUACAUCUACCUCAUAUUUCUAACAUAAGCUUGAUUUGCAUAAUUUUUCACUGCACAACUUGAGUUUAGUAAGAUUGGACUGUGAAGUCUGUAUGAAAUUUUCUCUGUGUGUCUAGUUCAUUUUUGUUUAUUUUCCGAGUUAUCUCUUAUUUUAUCAGUAUGGAAUUUUGUUCUGGUUGUUCUUUUCUGUUAGGAAAACCAACUGUUUAUAACAUUGAGUUUUAAAGUACAUAUAUUUUGUAAUUUUGUUCUGGUUGUUCUUUUCUGUUAGGAAAACCAACUGUUUAUAACAUUGAGUUUUAAAGUACAUAUAUUUUGUAAUUCAGAUGUCUCGCAAUAAUUGCUUGUAAAAGUGUAAAAUGUUUUAUUUUGUUAAACAUUGUUGUUACAAGCAAAAUAUUGUUUUGCUUUAUCAAAUGUAUGAAAUACAAAAGUAUUGUUUGUGUGUGCAUGUUUCAGAUUAUAAAUGUAAGAAAUUUUAUUACCCCCCAAUACAGGUCCUUUGUUGAUUUUUAUGUAAUUUUUCUUAUAAAAAAAAUAGUUUGAAAAAUAUUUUUCAGUUGUAGAUUACAAAAGAAAGUUUAUAUUUAUUUUGUUUAAUGAUACCACUAGUACCGGUAGAUUACAAAACAGACCCUCACUUUAUCCUAGUGUUUGCUGAUGCAGAGCUAGUACUGAAACUCACUGGAGAAAUUACUUCCAUAAUUAUCUUUGUGUGGAAUAUAUUUACUGUUUACACUUUGUAAAUGGCCUGUACUGUUUGUAUCCACUUAAUUUUAUUGUUAUAUUUCUACUAUCUCAACAGCAGUAUUGUAUUAGUUUCGCUAUGACAAUUGUCAAGGAGCUUUUCUAAUACUGAUUUGUCCAGCAUCUGCCUGUCAUCUGCCCACCAAACUUUCCUUUGAAUUCUAUCUUCUAGACGUUUUAUUGGAUUGUUCUAAAACUUGUAUAGUCAUCCAGUGUGGCAGUCUCCAUAGAGUAAUAGUAAAGUUUGUUUUAUUUAACGAUGCCACUAGAGCACAUUGAUUUAUUUUUAUUUUAUCAUCGGCUAUUGGACGUCAAACAUAUGGUCAAUCUGACACUGUUUUUUAGAGGAAACCCGCUGUCGCCACAUAGGCUACUCUUUUAUGACCCACAGAGUAAUAGAGAAAUAUGUAAGAAAUGUUUUAUAAAAAAACAAAAAAAACAACCAAUUUAAAAUGAAAUUUUGAAUGCCUCCUAGAGUUUUGACUGGGUAUAUCAGAAACAUUAUCUGAGGCAGUCUCAAACUAAUAGAAACAUAUUUGGAAUUUUUAAUUUUCAAUUUUUGUCUCUUGGGUUUUUGGGUUUUAAAAAAAAAAAAAAAGGAAAGUUUUAAAGUCUAUGUUCCCUAGGAUAGUUCUAAAACAUAGAACUAUGAUUCUCUGUGCAGUCUCCACACUAAUAUUGAGAUAUUUUGGAAGUUUCCAGUUUUUAUUAAAUGUUUAAAAUUUAAUUAGAAAUUUUAACAUCUAUUAGUGACAAAAUUGAAAAUUAAUGAGAGCUCUCUAGGCUUCUUGUUAUAUAACCAUUUAAUCAUAUUGAUUGAUCCAUUUUCUAAGGAAACCUGUUAACAUUUUAAGACACAAUGGUUUCACAACCGAAAUAUCAGCACAAAUAAUCAAAAGCAUAAAAUAGGCCAGGGUUUUCUUAGUUACAUUUGCAGUGAUCUAAAUGUGGAUGGGUUUCUCAUUAAUAAUUUUCACAUACAUACCCCAAAAAAACAAAUAUAUAAAAUGCAUCUUUUUUGUAAAGUUGGAACUGGAAACAUUGAACCGGUGUUAGGCUUAGUAAAACAAUGUUAUUAUGGUAAUCUUGAAUACUGAAUUAAAAUGAAGGUAGCAGGGGGAUGCAGUAUAUGCAGAACUUCAUAUAUCUAUAUGAAGAGUGUUGUUAACAGAUUCUGUGUUGCCCAGCCAAUAGGAUUUCCUCCUUUUUUUUUUAGCACUGCCACAUGCAGUAUUUUGUAACGAGAAAUGUUGAACUUUUAAAUUAGGUUUUGCUUAACUAUAAAACUUUUUGUCGAUUGUGAAGAUUACAGUAGCAUAUUGUUUUAAUGACAAUAGAAUUGGAAUCAUUUUGUAGUAGAGUUUAUAUCCAAGUUGAGACUAUUGCACGAGUUUGAAAAUACUUGAUGAAUGCUGGAUGUAUGUUACAUGUGUGAUUCAGAUUGACUUGCCAUUGUUUAUGUACCAAUUUGGUUUUUCAGUUCCAUUGCCAUUGUAAACCAAUAAUCUUUAUACAAAGAUGUAUAUUUAUUGAAAACCUAUCACGAGAAGAAACAAGAGUUGUAUCUUCACUAUUCUGAUGGUACAAAUAAAUGACAUAAACAACU
Messenger RNA from Gigantopelta aegis, 8955 nucleotides. RefSeq names its product zinc finger SWIM domain-containing protein 5-like. The transcript is spliced from 17 exons. Gene Ontology annotation, cellular component: Cul2-RING ubiquitin ligase complex. The record is from RefSeq and is a predicted model, not a curated record. Gene Ontology annotation, molecular function: zinc ion binding. NCBI's taxonomy places the organism in Eukaryota, Metazoa, Mollusca, Gastropoda, Neomphalida, Peltospiridae. The coding region runs from base 2 to 3379 and encodes 1125 amino acids.